Molecule: messenger RNA, 5550 nt
Organism: Anopheles coluzzii
Lineage: Eukaryota; Metazoa; Arthropoda; Insecta; Diptera; Culicidae
Gene: Wnt6
Product: protein Wnt-6
Exons: 5
Coding region: 3368-4762 (464 amino acids)
Biological process (GO): multicellular organism development; cell fate commitment; canonical Wnt signaling pathway
Cellular component (GO): extracellular region
Molecular function (GO): cytokine activity; frizzled binding
Source: RefSeq, a predicted model, not a curated record
UUGGAAGUGACUUCAGUGUGUAAUAGCAAGGGGAAAUUGGCACCAAAUAAGCAUGCAGCAGUGGUUCAACAAAAAAAAAAGAAGUGGUUCGCAAAAAUGAUUUUAUUCUCACGGUUGUACAGAGCUCCAGCGCCUGCAAUCGUAGUGAGAACAAAAAAAGGAAGAAGGAAAAAGCAUCAGCAUCUAUUGAGAAACAAGGGGGGGAUUGCUGCUGCUUUUUUGUUGCUAUGUUGGUUUGGUGCUUCUCAUCGUUUGCUUCGUUUAUUUAGCGUCAAUGAUUGCAUCGACCGUCGAUUAGUUUUCGCCACGAUCACGUAAAAUCCCUCCCUCCAUCCCUCCCACUGCCGCUUUCCCAUUGUCGCGAUCCAUUAAAAACCGUUCUCCCUUAGCCUUCUUCUCGAGGAUGGCCCCGAAGUGGUGAGCCCCGAAUCAAGUCCAUCCUUUCCGAUCGAGCCCAAACAUCUUUGCUUAUCUACGGGGCACGUCGAAUGGAAGAUUUUGUCGGUGUCGCUUUUUUUGCUGUUGUUAGUGUUUGGUCAUUUGGUGGUUACCUUCUGCCCUGGCCGGCGGACGGCUCUAUGGCUCAAUUUCCGUGCCAUUUCGUGGGAUGCUAAAAGCAGUGGAAAGCGAAGAGACGCGGGUGAUCGUUUAGUGAUUUUUGUUUUAUUUUUUCCUCAUAUUGGCGUACAGUGAUUGCCAGAAAUGGUCGUGCUGUUGUGGUGUUGCGCCAGCAUAGGAAAUCGAGUUCAAAUCCGAAACAAACAGCACACCAAAAGACGGAACAAGUGGUCACUCGGUCGGCACUGUAGCACUGGAGUGUUCAUUUCUUAAUCGUUCGCUUAUAACAUCGAUUUCGUGGUCAGCGCUUUUUCGCCCAUUUGCCGCAAGUCCAAUUUGAUUAUUAGCGCGUGCACACUACCCUUCGGCAUGCUCGUGUGUAAGGCUUCACGUCACUGCGUGUGUGUGUGUGUGCUUUGUGUGUGUGUGUAUCCACACUAUCCGACCAGAAGCGAAGAGGGAAGGCGCAUUCACAUCUCUAUAUAUGUGUUUCAUUAUGUUUUUUUUUUAUUUUAUUUUGCGUGCUUCAUAUUUAUAUUCGCUCGCCAAUAUUCGCAAACCGCGGCUCAUCGUCGGGGUUUCGGUUUUCGGGCUGCUGCUGCUGCUUCGCUUAAUGCCCUACACCUUUUGGCGGCAAACAGGGGGCAGGAUGGUAUGGUCUGGGACCUGAGCCGGUGGAAAGGUGGGGUGUGCAGAAUUUUAAUUCCAGCUCACUCUCUUUCAUCUCCCGCCGACCACGGCGGCGGCGGCGGCAGCAGUGUGUGUCCAGUGUGCCCUCGUGAAACGAGCGAAAGCGCAGUGAGAAAAGCCCCGUUUUGCCCCAUUCAUAGUGUCACCGUCCGGACGGUUGGUUCAGUUUUUCGGCGGCUCCCUGCUUCGACGGUUGCCCUGCUUUCGGCUUUUCCCUCCCAAAACGCCCAGUGUGCGUGCGUCCAUGUGUGUGUGUGUGUUUUUGGUGGAAAAACGUUUCAUGUGUGUUCGAAUUUUUCCACUACUCGGGAAAACCCAAUUUUCCAGCGCUUGCUAUCGAAACCAACACAACAACAAAAAACCAUCCCCAAAACACACUCCGCCACACUCCGUAUCGUGAGCGGUGAGCUUGCCAGAGCGGGUGAGUGAGCCAAACGAAGGUACAGAACCUCCGAGCUGCACCGCUACCUUCCACUUCGUACAACUGCCGUCCUCCCCCCCCCCCCCCACUACCUUCGACACUGCUCAGCGCGGUAAGAUGAAAGGGAAUCCGCGCGCGCAAUAACCUUUUAAAAUAUAUAUCAUUUGCAACGGUUGGUGGAAGAAGUGUUCUUGCCCAAUGUGUGCGUGAGUGUAUGUGUGUGUGUGUGUGUUGUUGCUGUUGUGUGCUCUGUUCGGUUGCUUCCUUGCGGUUGCUUGAUUUGCCCGUGAGAACCCUUGUGUGUUUUGUGAAUAUGCAUAUGUGUGUGUUUUGGAUUGUAGCUGUAUUUGUAUGGAGUGUGUGUGUGUGACUUCUUUUUUGUUUUUAUUUUUUGUUGUUGCUUUUUAUUUCAUUUCAUUCACUGCCGCCGCCGCCGCCAUGUGUCUUCUUCUAUGUCUUGGACGGUUCGUUUUAAUAUUUUUUUUUUUUUCCACGUGUGUGUGUGUGUGUGUGUGUGUCGGUGGAUUUCUUUAUUCGGUGAUUAUUUCGCUACUCCUGUUGAUUUUGUUCCUACACACACACACACACUUACACACACACUUACACACACACACACACACACACACACACACACACACACACACACACACACACACACACACACACACACACACACAAACACAUUCGGCUCCCAAAAACGCAACCCCUGUUCGUGAUAGCCUUCCGCUCAUGGGGUAGUAGGGGUGAGCCGUGUAAGUGUGCUUUUGGUGCAAAUUCGCAAAACCACCCCUACUCCGCACUCUCCCUCCAUUUCCUACUCCUCCCCUCCCCCAUCCUCACACGCCAUCAAGUCGCGAAUCCCAAAUGGUUUGGAGGGCCCGAACGAUCCCGAAAAGCAGAGCAGCAGCACCGGCGGCCGCAGUAAACCGAUUGCGAGGCGGGGGCUAAUAUGUGUGUGCGCUCGACCGCGCGCGCGCGCACACACACGCUUGUUCCACGGCUCGCGCAAACCAUCUUUGCCAGUCUCCGUUCUGCCGCUUGGUCUUGCGCGUUUGCCCAGGGCAUUUGGAUCGGAUCGGUCGGACUCUGUUGUUUUUUGCUCCACUCCUGAACGGUGCUAUCUGUGUGCCGGGGUUAAGUUUAUCGUCACCAAAUGCCGGAAGCAGCCAACCCUUCCAUCGACCAUGUGAACCUCCAGCAGAGCGUAUGAGUAGUGCAAGUGUUCGUGUGUGUGGGAGUUGUGUGUCGUUUUGCAACUACCUGCGGAUGCACCAUUCGGUGUGUGCGUGUGUGUGAGUGUGCGUGUUGUGUAAUUUGUGAGUGAUCCAUUUCCGGCCCUGUCGUGGGGGAGCUCGCUAACGUGUUGUGUGUGUGUGUGUGUGUGUGUAUUUUGAGAGCACCACCCCACCGGCGACCCCAUCAAGUGAGUUCUCGGGCGUUGGGGGUUGUUGGCUCACCUAACAACUGGGAGUGUACAUCCUGUGUCAUCGUGCGGUUUGUGGUUCCGAUUCCAUUUCCGACUCAAAAUUUGUCAAGGGAAGCGAGAGAAAGAGAGAGAGAGAGCAAAAGAGCUUGAGACGAAGAAUCGAUUUAACUACAUUGCAUCAGCUAAAAGAAAAAGACGUCCAAGGUUUCUGGGUUUUUUAAUACUGCAACAACUGAUACCCAAGUUUUGCCAGCGGAAAGUAAAUCAUAAGUAUGCGUCUGGUACUGAUUGUGAUCUACCUGAUACUGAUAAUGCCCAUCACCGGCCUGUGGAGAGCCGAAGGUAGCAAUGUGCUGCUCGAUCCGGACCGGGUCUGCGAAAGCAAACACCGGAAGUCGCGACGCCUUUCGGGGAAGCUGGCCGACAUCUGCAAAAACGACACGUCUCUGAUGCGUGAAAUUCACCGAGGCAUCAGUUUGGGCUUUCGGGAGUGUGAGAACCAAUUUCGACACAACAUGUGGAACUGCUCCUGGACCAUCAAACGUAGUAUGCGCCGAAUUCUGGCCAAAGAUACGCGCGAGACAGCAUUCGUGCACGCGAUCACGGCCGCCGGUAUAACGUACGCGGUGACGAAGGCUUGCACGAUGGGCGACCUGCUGGAGUGUUCCUGCCAGAAGCACUCGAAAUCGAAACCCUCGGACGAGGGAGGACGGCGUGGUGGACGGGGCGGCGCUGGGUACCGGCCGGCCGGUGGCAAUCGUCGCCGCGUCGGCGGUGGCAACCGGGCAUCCAACCCGAACAGCAUCCUGAUUGCGCCCUAUCAGCAAAAUGUCAAUGCGAAUCCAGCCUACAGCACGCUGACAGCGGCCGAGAUUGCGAGAAAUGGUCGGGCGCAGGCAGUGGGCCGUCGGCCCAACAGCGGACGCUCCCAGCGGCAUACGCCCAAGGGAGCGAAUGGUGGUGCUACCGGUGGUGGUGGUAGCAGUGCUGUUGGACAGUUGGGCCCGAAUGCCGCCGGUUUACCGAAGGAGCUUCCCACGCUCACGAUACUGACCGGCCAGGAGGACAAGUGGAAGUGGGGCGGCUGCGACGAUAAUGUAAACUUUGGCGUACGAAAAUCGAAAGACUUUCUCGACGCGCGGUUGCGCAAGAAGAGCGACAUCAAGACGCUGGUCCGGCUGCACAACAAUGACGCGGGCCGAUUGGCCGUCAAGCAGUUCAUGCGCAUGGAGUGCAAAUGUCACGGGCUGUCCGGGUCCUGCACGACCAAAACCUGCUGGAUGAAACUGCCCCCGUUCUCGGAGGUGGGCGCCCGGCUGAAGGAACACUUUGACGGCGCAACCAAGGUAAUUGCGCGGAACGAUGGGCACAGCUUCAUGCCGGACGAUGCGACGAUCAAGCUGCCGACCAAGCGGGACCUGGUGUACACGGAGGACUCGGACGACUUCUGCGAGCCGAACGCCAAGACGGGCUCGCUCGGGACGCACGGCCGGGAGUGUAACAUCACGUCGAGCGGCGUGGACGGCUGCAGCCUGAUGUGCUGCAAGCGGGGCCAAACGCACAGCCAGAUGGAGGUGAAGCGCAAUUGCAACUGCAGCUUCAAGUGGUGCUGCGAGGUGACGUGCAGCACCUGCAUCGACAUACAGGAUGUGUACACCUGCAAAUGAGUGGUUCGGUCGUUAGUAUUGGGUUAGAUGUUUUGGGGUUGAGAGUAGAAGCUAGAGAGCUCUAGUACAACCAAGGCGAGUGCGAUUUCGCGUCCCCAAGUUGUGAAAAGUGUUUGUGUAAGUUAUCAGGGAAUAAAGGGAAAAGAGGGCAUACAAAAACUGGAAGAAUGCAGGAAGAAAAGUUGGAAAGGACAUACAAAAGAUGGGAAAAAUGAGCUAAAUAAGAAGGAAGGCGGCAGGUAUGCGUCAAACUAGAAAUGUUAAAGACUGACUGAAAUUAGUUGUGAAAUUUAAACCGAAUUGAGCACCUUUCAAUAUUGCGUGAGAACAGUGCAGUGAGAAUGAUUGGAAGAAAAAAGAACGAAAGAAAGAAAGAGAGAGUACAGAGAGGAAGUAGUGAAGCGAGACACUAAAAUGUGCGAAAAUAACAGUUAUCAGAGAGCAAAUACUGAGUGUACAUACCGAAAAGAGGAUUUAAAAAACCCAGCAUCCCUCCCCUUUACAAGUUUCCUUCCCUCUCCUUAAAAAUCAUGUAUUAAUCUAAACUCUAAUGCUUUUUGUGAUCUGUGGUGAACACACUACCGUAAACCGAUUAUGAUAUUUAUUGUUAAGUGCUACACGAUCGUGUACGAUCGAACGAUGACUGUGCAUGCGCGAACGAAUCGAACGAACGAAUUUAGGGAAGAAGCGGGGAGCGGGUGGUCAUUUCUUUUUUGUUUUGGCAGCAGAUGAUGAUCAUAAUAAAAUGCAAAAAUCAAACAACGCAACAACAGAAUCGCACACCGAAA